Molecule: messenger RNA, 1336 nt
Organism: Pseudopodoces humilis (Tibetan ground-tit)
Lineage: Eukaryota; Metazoa; Chordata; Aves; Passeriformes; Paridae
Gene: VGLL2
Product: vestigial like family member 2
Biological process (GO): regulation of DNA-templated transcription
Cellular component (GO): nucleus
Source: RefSeq, a predicted model, not a curated record
GGGAACCUCCCUCCCCCGAAGCAUUACUCCACUUUGCAGAACACGAGUUGAUGAGAAGAAAAAUUCUUCUCGGCCCCGGCCAGCCAUGAGCUGUUUGGAUGUUAUGUACCAAGUUUACGGUCCUGGCCAGCCCUACUUCGCAGCAGCCUACAGCCCCUACCACCAGAAACUCGCCUUUUACUCCAAAAUGCAGGAAGCCCCGGAGAGCGGCAGCAGCGCCAGCGCCGGCAGCUCCUUCUCCAGCCACCCCGCGGCCAGCAUCAAGGAGGAGGACUGCAGCCCCGAGAAGGAGCGACCUCCCGAGGCCGAGUACAUCAGCUCCCGCUGCGUCCUCUUCACCUACUUCCAGGGGGACAUCAGCGCCGUGGUGGAUGAGCACUUCAGCCGUGCACUCAGCCAGCCCAGCAGCUUCUCCAUCGGCAGCGCGAAGGCGGCGCGGAACGCGGGCUCCUGGCGGGAUGGUUCCUUCCCAAUGAGCCAGCGCAUCUUCCCACCAUCCUUCUGGAACAGCACGUACCAGCCCUCCUCGGUCCCAGCCAGCCUGAGCAGCCCCCUUGGAGCUGCAGCCCACAGCGAGCUGCCCUUCGCCGCUGCCACCGACCCCUACGCACCCACUUCUCUGCACGGCCACCUGCACCAGGGCGGCCCCGAGCCCUGGCACCACGCCCACCACCACCACCACCACCACCACCACCACCCCUACAUUGGGACACAGAGCACUGCCUACCCCCGCCCCAGCGCCAUGCACGAAGUCUAUGGGCCCCACUUUGACCCCCGCUACGGCUCACUCCUGGUGCCCACCGCCUCCGUCCGCCCCCACCGCCUCACCCCCGCAUCCGUAUCCACACCAGUCAGCCCCCCCUGUGAACUGGGCAAGAGCGAAGCGGGUGCUGCUGCGGCCUGGACGACGCCGGGCCCCUUCCCCAAUGCAACAGGAGACAUGGCACAGAGCAUUGGCCUCAAUGUGGACACAGGUUUGCAACCUCAGGAUAAAAGCAAGGACCUGUACUGGUUUUAGAGCUGUCCUUCAAUCCUCUUCCCCUGGCUGUCCCCUGUAGCUCUCUACCCGUUAGACAUGGUGGCAUUCAGAGCUGAAAUCGGGUCAGUUUGUAACAGCUUCUGAUCUUGGUUUGCAGCUCGCCGUUACUCCUUCUGUGGUGGAUCCCUCCUGAGCUGAUGUGCUGACUCAAAGACUCUCAGAUCCCCCCUUGCCCUUUUCCAAGCCCACCAUGGCCCUGCUGCUCGGGGAAAGACAACAGGAUUUAAAAGGAGCUGGCUUUGCAAGGGUGAUACUUUAGACCUUUUCCGGAAAGGAAAGCUGCUCUGUUGCAAGAGG